GGAAUGCUCGUUCACCAAGGUGGGGGUUGGUUGAUCGACCGUACCCCGCUUUUCUACUCGUCCUGCCGAGCCCCGACAUUCAUUCCACCCCGAGCCGGCGGAUCCGCUAGGACGUGCCUGUUCUCCACCCGGGCGCCAGCCGAAGGAUCGUCGCGAGAUUCACGAGAGGAAGGGACAAGCGUACAAGGACGAACUUAGCGAAAUUACUGCAUCUCGAAAGAUGACGUGUAACUGGGCGUGGUUGUUGCUGCUGUUGUUCUCACUGGUCUCGGUAGGCAUGUGCCUGCCUACGAACCUGAUGGAGGACGCGGAGAAGGCGGACCAGGUCAUGAAUCCGAAAUCAAAACGAACCCAGGAGAUACUGAUGUUCGGCAACCAGCAGAAUCGACAGGCCGCUAAUGCUGCUGCCGUUGGUACCGCCGCUGGAGAAUCCUUCACCUCGAAUAUAGAAAAACGAACUCUCUCGGGACUGGGAGGCUUGAGAGCGGCUCUCAUUAACUACGAUGAACCAUCCUCGACCCAGAAAUCACCCAGCAACACUAUGUACGAUCAGGAGUCGCACUUGCAGUACGAUAAGAAUUACGACGGAAAAAUCAUCGUGAAUGAGGUCGAGGAAGACAUACCGCGGGUGUGGGACACAGAGCCGUAUUCGCGGUAUUACGCGGGCGAGAAUCGGCGCAAGAGAUCGGAAAAGUCCACCGCGACCGCGCGACCGAGCACCACGUUGCAGCCUCCGACGAGUUCGUUUCAAACAAGACGUCUGCCCAGCCUUCUGCCUACCCCGCAGCCGGUGCAGGCUCAAGUUAAGAGGAGCAUCCCGUACUACCAGGAACCACGAUACAAGCGCGAGCUGCCUCUGGACAUCAACCCUGAUGACGUGUUGACCCUCCUGUCACUGUGGGAAAACGAACAGCGUAACGGAAACUGGCGCAAAUAUGCUAACGAUGAAUACGAGAUAGACGACGGCGAUUUCCUUGAUGAGGAAGACCCUAGAAACGCGAGGAUUUCUACCUCUUCACCAGUUCUGUAUCCUUUUCUGUAUUCCUUUGUAGCUCUCCCAUGGUUGACGCCAGUGUAUCCCUCGCGGCACUACGACACAUUGUCGCCCUCUGACAUCGGGAUAGUCCGAACCCACCCGCCCAGCUAUUACGAGCAGUACGGAAAGCAGCUGGAUCAGCAAUAUGAAAGCCCCGCGCAAUACGGCAAUCACGUUAAUCCGCAGUACGAUUUCCUUUAUCCACAACGUGCCGCGUAUUAUCCCCAGAAGAGGUUCAUGGUGUCCAAGAAACGAUCGCAGGGUUACGAUGCGUAUCCCGCUGCUGAACUCCAGUUGAGCUCCCAACCGCGAAGCUAUCAAUAUCCCCAUCGAAUGGUCUACUAAGUAAUCUGCGACAUUGGGGCCUGUCUAGAGGCGCACGAAGAGAAGCAAGAAGUCUCCCGGAUGGAGAUUCUACCAGAAGGAAAGGAUGUUAGCAGCCGACGUUUCUCCGGGAGUCGGCGCUCUUUCGACGAACGGCCCUCGCUGUCGCUCCUCUUCAGCUAUCCUCCCUUUCUAUCGCAGGAGGCGAAAUAAGCAGCAGCCGUGACGACGGCGGCGACGCGGAUUUACUCGUUCUAAGAAAAUCACAGUGCUCACAGACAGAAGCUUUCCUCGGGUUUACAAGAGUCGCGCUGAAGAACCGAGGGACGUGAGAAUCAGACCUUCCUUGAUCCAGACUCUCUUUAGUCCAAGUACCUCGGAAUAUAAAAAGUGACAAAUUCGUAUUUAUAAUAGAAUAUGGCAUUUUAUCAUUGCAACGAUAAUCAGCAUUCAGAUCUUUUGCAGAGGCCCAUUUAAUACGAAUUUUAUGAGACAGUGUGAAACAUAUCAGAGUCCACGACUCAAUAUCCGGUACAAUUUUCUGCGUCAGCUGGUCGAAAAAAAUCGAUCAGUUUUCAUCGAGCUCUUUUUCAAUCCGAUCGCGAUGACGAUUAAAAAGUAAAUGAAAAAAAAAAAAUAGCUUCAGCGCGCUCUUGUUACUUACUCGCUUAAUGGUAAUGUUACGAUUUUAAGCUCCUUUUGCGUGUAAUACGGGCGACGCGCUCGUAAUGACGCUACGACUGAAUCAUUAAACAAUCGUAGUAUCGAAUCAAAUUACCCUCAGGCUUGGUUUCGACAACUUCGUGACUGAUAAAAUAUGCAUAUAUAUAAAUAUAUCUAUAUAUAAUACAAAUAUGUAUAUGAGGCGAUAUAGUUUUGAGUUAGCAUGAGACUAGAUGUAGGUCUAUUCGUCUAUAUAGAUAAUUCGAGCGAGUAGGAAUUGAGAAGAAUUGAAAAACGGAAAGACGAGAGAGAUACGCUCGACGUAUAUAUAUGUAUAGAGCGGUGAAAAAGUAGAGAUGGAGCGAAAUUUACUGCGAGAUUGAAUUUUUCUUCGAUAUAUGCAGAUUAUAAGGACCAUGUGCCCAUAUCAGACUAGAGAUUCAUCGAGAUUAAGGUGGAAUUUGAUCGACAAUUACAAUUUGUAUUAGAUCGAUGAGAAUAAAUCAAUUAAGAGAAAUAAACCUAUUUUUCAG
Molecule: messenger RNA, 2556 nt
Organism: Mycetomoellerius zeteki
Lineage: Eukaryota; Metazoa; Arthropoda; Insecta; Hymenoptera; Formicidae
Product: prohormone-2
Exons: 9
Coding region: 221-1381 (386 amino acids)
Source: RefSeq, a predicted model, not a curated record